Equus quagga is the source of this 1275-nucleotide messenger RNA. It is a transcript of the gene YJEFN3, whose product is annotated as YjeF N-terminal domain containing 3. The coding region runs from base 487 to 1245 and encodes 252 amino acids. Gene Ontology annotation, cellular component: mitochondrion. The transcript is spliced from 6 exons. The record is from RefSeq and is a predicted model, not a curated record. NCBI's taxonomy places the organism in Eukaryota, Metazoa, Chordata, Mammalia, Perissodactyla, Equidae. Gene Ontology annotation, molecular function: NAD(P)HX epimerase activity.
CUGCCCUUGGAUCCACCAUCAGCCUCUGCUGCCAGAUAUGCCUGGACUUUCCUACCUCUCUGUUGAAACCCUGCUUGUGAGCAGCCUGCCUCUGCAGGCUCAGAGCCUCUCUGCUGGGGGCACAGGGGUGGUUGGGCGCCCUGGAGAGGAGAGCCCCGGGUUUGGGGGGGUGGUAGAGGGGAGUCCCCUUGAUCCCAGGCCAGGAUCCCAUGGUAGGAGUAAGCGGCCCAUCGCUGCCGGACCAGACUUCAUUUCUCUGCCAGUAUCCGCCACUCUGGGCUUCCCUCCGUCCCUGCAACGGCUGCACGCCUGGCAGGAAAGGGUUAAGUCCGCCUGCACCCACCGGCCAAUGGUUGCGUGCAGCGCCUUCGCGGUGCCUCCUGAUUGGCGGGCACGCAGAGUGGGCGGGGGGGCCGCCCUCGGCCCAGGGAUGCACUUAAAAGGCCGUGGCGGCGGUGGCCCUCUGCGCACCAGCUCACCUCCGCCAUGAGCGGCGCAGCGGGCCCGGACCCGGAGGAGGCGCCCGAGGAGCAGCGUUUCCUAAGCGCCGCGGAGGCGGCUGCUCUGGAGCGGGAGCUGCUGGAGGAUUAUCGCUUUGGGCGGCAGCAGCUGGUGGAGUUGUGCGGCCAUGCUAGUGCCGUGGCUGUGACCAAGGUGUUCCCUUUGCCUGCUCUCUCUCGGAAGCAGAGGAUGGUGCUGGUUGUGUGCGGCCCGGAGCAGAACGGGGCAGUGGGGCUGGUCUGUGCCCGGCACCUGCGGGUGUUUGAGUACGAACCGACCAUCUUCUACCCUACACGCUCCCUGGACCCGCUGCACCGGGACCUGACUACCCAGUGUGAGAAGAUGGACAUCCCCUUCCUGUCUUAUCUGCCCACGGAGGUACAGCUCAUCAACAAUGCCUACGGGCUGGUGGUGGACGCCGUGCUUGGCCCCGGUGUGGAGCCGGGCGAGGUCGGGGGCCCCUGCACGCGUGCGCUGGCCACCCUCAAGCUGUUGUCCAUCCCCCUCGUGAGCCUGGACAUUCCCUCAGGCAUGCCAGGCUGGGACGCGGAGACCGGCGGCGACGCCGAGGACGGGCUGCGGCCGGACGUGCUGGUGUCGCUGGCGGCGCCCAAGCGCUGCGCCGGCCGCUUCUCCGGGCGCCACCACUUCGUGGCCGGCAGGUUCGUGCCCGACGACGUGCGCCGCAAGUUCGCGCUGCGCCUGCCGGGCUACACCGGCACCGACUGCGUGGCGGCGCUCUGAGCCCGCGCCCCCGCGGCCGGACCCGCGCCA